UGAACCAGCCGUUCACCACUUACUCACUGUUCACCAGCAUCUAGUGCAGCUACCAUGGAGAACGUGGCAAUAUUUGACUCACCUGGAAAGGGCAGGGGUUUGAAGGCUACCAAAGAGUUUUGGGCUGGAGACGUCAUUUUUUCUGAGCCCAGUCUCGCAGCUGUUGUGUUUGACAGUCUAGCAGAGCGUAUCUGUCACAGCUGUUUCCGCAGACAAGACAAGCUACAGAGAUGUGGCCAGUGCAAAUUUGCCCAUUACUGUGACCGAACCUGCCAGCGUGCCGGCUGGGCCGAACACAAGCAAGAAUGUGGUGCCAUCAAAACGUAUGGCAAAGCACCGAAUGAGAACAUCCGCUUGGUGGCCCGCAUCUUGUGGCGCCUUGACAAGGAGGGGAGCGUGGUGUCUGACAUGCAGAUGGUCACGCUGGAGGAGCUGGAGGAUCACAUUGAUGACAUGCAAGAGGAUGAUUUGAAGGACUUCAAAGUUGACAUCCACAACUUCCUUGACUACUGGCCUCGUAACAGCAAGCAGCACACAAUUGAUGUCAUCUCACAUAUUUUUGGAGUGGUUAACUGUAACGGUUUCACUGUGAGUGACCAGAGGGGCCUUCAGGCAGUAGGAGUUGGUCUUUUCCCAAACUUGUGUCUAGUGAAUCAUGACUGCUGGCCAAACUGCACUGUGAUCCUCAACCACGGCAAUCAGUCGGCUGUGAAUACUGUGUUUCAUUCUCAACGGAGAAUUGAGCUGCGUUCUCUAGGUAAGAUCGCAGAGGGAGAGGAGCUGACAGUUGCAUAUGUGGACUUCUUGAAUUUGUCAGAGGAGAGACAACGGCUGCUGAAAACACAGUACUUCUUUGACUGCACAUGUGAGCACUGCAAGAACCACAUCAAAGAUGACUUGAAGUUGGGGGGAAAGGAAGUGGACGGAGUCAAGCCUUCAGAGGAACAGGUGAAAGAAGCUACAGAUUAUUGCUUUCAAAUGCUGGAGAAGAUGGACAAGGCUCGACUGAAAGGGGACUACCAUGAGGUGGUAAAAAUCUGCAGGGAGUGCAUAGAGAAAACAGAGCCAGUGUUGGCUGACACUCACAUCUACCAGCUGCGGAUGUGGAGCACAUUAAGUGAGGUGCAAGCUUACCUGCAGUACUAUAAUGACGCUGCAGAAUACGCCCGCAAAAUGGUGGAGGGAUACAUAAAACUGUACCACUCAAACAAUGCUGCUCUUGGCAUGGCUGCUAUGCGAGCAGGAGUGACUCACUGGCAAGCUGGGGAGAUAGAGAUUGCCCACGGGAUGAUCUGCAAGGCCUAUGCCAUUCUCAUGAUCACCCACGGUCCAACACAUCCCAUCACCAAGGACCUGGAGGCAAUGCGUGUGCAGACAGAGAUGGAGCUGAGGAUGUUCAAGCAGAAUGAGUUUGUUUACCACAGUAUGAGAGAGGCAGCUCUGAAGAACAGACCAAUGACCAUGAUGCACGAACCCAGUUCUGUGGAGGAAGGAAUCAAGAAUCUCUUCCAUCGGAAGAAGUAGUCACAGGACUGCCAAUGAGUAAUGAGAUAGUGUUUACUGUGAAUUUUUUUUUUAAACACAUUUACAUAGUUUUCUGCAUCUCAGUUACUCCCCCCGCUACACCAAACCUGCACAAGUUACAAUGUAACAGUCUUUGAGUAUUCAGUGUGUGCAUGCACUCAUUCUCAGGUGGACACUUGUCCAACAACUUCAGCCUUUAAAAAUGCAAUUUAAGUCAUUUGUUUAAGAUUUAUGGUUAUACUAGGGUAUACAUACUGAUGUGCAUCAUCAGUAUGCAAUACCCUGAUAAGAGUCAUGUGAACAAUAAGUUCACUUAUGUGAACAUGUUAAGACACCUUUAAGCACCUCUUGCUCAUGUGACACAUCUAGCGCCCUGCAAUCAAGCCACCUGACCUUUAGCCAGUCAAGUCCAGACACACUUUAACCCACAGAAAGCAAAGACUAACCUCACUGAUUUGGAACAAGCAUUUUCUAGGGCCCAUGGUGUUCCGGUAGAUUAUGUACUAGUAAAAUCUGCAGUUUAAUUGCAAACUCUACCAACUGCCAGUGAAGUUUUUGGUUACAUGCCAGCAUCUAGUUUAAGUUUGGAGCAAAAAAAAGAAACUCAACAACAAGACAGUGUUCCAUUUUCUUUUAUUAUCCCAAGUGCAGAAAUUUAGAUGCGUUUGCUUGUCCUCUUGUACACAAUGCCACCAAGAGUCAUAGUCUGGGGAGAGAAAAAAAAA
Messenger RNA from Micropterus salmoides (largemouth bass), 2249 nucleotides. It is a transcript of the gene smyd1b, whose product is annotated as SET and MYND domain containing 1b. Gene Ontology annotation, cellular component: nucleus. Gene Ontology annotation, molecular function: histone H3K4 methyltransferase activity; protein binding. Bases 55 to 1524 code for a protein of 489 amino acids. Lineage: Eukaryota; Metazoa; Chordata; Actinopteri; Centrarchiformes; Centrarchidae. The transcript has 10 exons. The record is from RefSeq and is a predicted model, not a curated record.